UAUGACUUACGACGAGCUUUUGCACGCUAUUGCGUUCGUAAUGGGGUAAAUCGUUUGAAAAGAUAUGGUUGUGGUAAAGUAUUUGGACGUCCCGAUGCUUUUGUUAGCAUGCAUCCUGUUGAGCGCGUCGAGUUCGCUAUUGAUGCUAUUGGUCCGGUAAGUUCAUCUCAUAUGCUUACAGCUGAUAUACUUUGCAUUACUGUCGAGGCAGUUCAUCAGCUUGAUUGUAUAUCGUCGUGUAAAUGGGAAAUCCGAUUGGGACAUCGAGAUUUAAUUAUUGCCACUUCUCUAUAUCUCGGUUUCGGCGAUUCCAAUACACAGAACAAAAUAUUGAAUAUUCUUUAUGCGAUCGCAACAUCAAACAAAACACUUAGUCAUGAACAAAAAAUCGAGCGACUUCGAGUCGGUACGGAAAUGUCAUUCAAUCAAGCAAACUCACUAUUGAAUGUCCUGGAAGGCGAUGAUCGCACAUUAGAAGCAUUAACGGCAAGGGUGGAAUGUUUGGUAAACUGUCGUGAUGAUCGUGUCCGGAAGCACGCCGAGAGGGCGUUAAGUGAUAUCACACAUUUAGCCGUACUACUAGAAUGUUUCGUUGAUGAUAUGACUGAGCACAUCUUAUUCGAUGGCACUUUCUGUUAUCGACCGCAUACAUAUUGCAGUGGUCUCAUGUUUCAACUGCGAGUACUCUUUCACCAUAGACAGACAACGCAACCUGUCAUUAUUGGUGCUGGAGGUCGAUACGAUACCUUGCUAGAAGACGAGCGUCAUGCACAGGAUCUAAUUCCUCCCAGUCCACUGUGUGCGGUUGGAUGUAGUCUGUCACUUGAUAUUCUUGCUCAGUUUUGCUGUACAAAUAAACCAAGUCGGUUUUGCGGUCAAGCAUUAGUUUGUUCAAUCUCUGAUCAACUCCUGAAAACAACCGCAAAUUUGGUGAAACGGAUGUGGUCACGCGGAAUCCAAGCUGAUAUUUUACAUGAUCCGGUUGCUCCAGUGCGGAUGACGGAGCUUGAUGAGCAUUGUAGCGAGACGAAUAUCGAAAUACUACUGGUAGUUUACGGAGAAGAUGAAGUGUUAGCUCGUGUUGAUGGCGUUGACUUGGGAAAACUUACAUUUGAUGAAAUGUUGAACAAGUUUGAAACUUAUCAAAAUGGUGUGUCCUUUAUGGAAGCAUUUCAACGUAUAACAAAUACCAGUUCGCCUGUAAGGCACUCAAUUAGCACACUGCCAGUAGCUGCUACUCUUGCUAACCUCAACGUAAAGUAUGCUUUAAGCGAGAAGCCUGCAGCUCAUAUCCGAAAAAGAAAUGAAGCUCAAAUUCGUGCUUGUUUACAAAAAGUGGUCAUUGCGUUGGCUCCUCAAACAGUGGUUGAAGUAAUCGUCACGGAAAUCCCAGUGGAUGCGAUUCGUCUGCUUGCAGCACUUAUAGAUCGUAGUUUCACAGUAGACGAACUUUCGACUGCUUUCGCGACUGCUAUAAAACAACUAAACAAGUUUAAACGGGACUUUAAACGGAUAGAGGAAGUGAUUGAACCAUUCUUUCAAUCCAGAAAUACUUCACCGAUUGUGCUAUACUCAAAACAAGAUUGUAACGGCUAUUAUAAAUUAUUACUUUAA
Molecule: messenger RNA, 1614 nt
Organism: Cercopithifilaria johnstoni
Lineage: Eukaryota; Metazoa; Nematoda; Chromadorea; Rhabditida; Onchocercidae
Source: the annotation of a GenBank genome assembly